Molecule: messenger RNA, 582 nt
Organism: Alternaria arbusti
Lineage: Eukaryota; Fungi; Ascomycota; Dothideomycetes; Pleosporales; Pleosporaceae
Gene: RPL9B
Product: 60S ribosomal protein L9B
Exons: 8
Coding region: 1-582 (193 amino acids)
Biological process (GO): cytoplasmic translation
Cellular component (GO): ribosome; cytosolic large ribosomal subunit
Molecular function (GO): structural constituent of ribosome; rRNA binding
Source: RefSeq, a predicted model, not a curated record
AUGAAGUACAUCCACUCUGAGGAAGAGCUCGAGAUCCCCGAGGGCGUCAAGGUCCAGAUCAAGAACAGAAAUGUUCUCGUUGAGGGCCCUCGCGGCAAGCUCACAAAGUCUCUCGGUCACUUGGCGGUCAGCUUCACGCACCCCAAGAAGAAUCUCAUCAAGAUCGAGCUCCACCACGGUUCCCGCAAGAGCGUCGCCACCCUCCGCACUGUCCGCACCCUGAUUAACAACUUGAUCAUCGGUGUCACCAAGGGUUACAAGUACAAGAUGCGUUACGUAUAUGCCCAUUUCCCCAUCAACGUCAACCUGGACAAGAACAAGGAGACCGACUGCUGGGAGGUUGAGAUCAGGAACUUCAUCGGCGAGAAGCUCGUACGAAGGGUCGUCAUGAGGCCCGGUGUUGAGGUUGAGGCAUCAAAGAACCAGAAGGAUCAGCUCGAGCUGUCCGGAAACUCGCUCGAGGACGUCUCCCAAGGUGCCGCCGAUAUUCAGCAAAUCUGCAAGGUCCGCAACAAGGAUAUCCGAAAGUUCUUGGACGGUCUGUACGUGUCGGAGCGCGGCAACAUCGUUGAGGACGCGUAA